AUGAGUCGCAACUUCAUCCCCGCCGCAUUAGCCAUCGGCAUGGGCAUAUUGACCGGCUACUAUACCUUCCAACCCGCACUACAAGAACUCCAAAUCGAGAAGCGCAAGCCUCAAUCGUAUGUCUCGCUCUUCACGUUCUGCGACGAGCCACCGCGCAUUGCAUUUAGACAUGAGUUAGCCUCAAAUGAAGUCUCAGACUCCCGCGUCAAGCUCCGAGACCAAGCCGUCGGACCAGCAGACCAGGUAGCGCUGAGCGAGAAACCGGAUGAAGGCGGACUUGAAGAGAAUGUUCCUGCAGGAGCAGGGACUUCGAACCGGAUCCACAGUGCUGAAGCAAGUUGGAGCGAGGUGGUGCAAGACAUCUCUGUCUGGAGACAGGACUUCAGAGCGCGCUCUCGAGGGACCUAG
Aspergillus pseudoviridinutans is the source of this 408-nucleotide messenger RNA. RefSeq lists its product as uncharacterized. The record is from RefSeq and is a predicted model, not a curated record. The coding region runs from base 1 to 408 and encodes 135 amino acids. The transcript is spliced from 3 exons. Lineage: Eukaryota; Fungi; Ascomycota; Eurotiomycetes; Eurotiales; Aspergillaceae.